CCUCCCUCCUCUUCCUUCACUUCCUGCAGUGGCAGUGUUGUGCUGCUUUUGGCUUGUAAACAUGGCUACUGCUGGAGCAGCUGGAGACGACCUGAGGAAAGAGCUCACAUGUGCAAUUUGUUUGGAUUUCUUCAAAGACCCUGUUAUAUUGAAAUGCGGACAUAAUUUCUGUCGGUUUUGCAUCUGCAUGCACUGGGAUGAAAAUGGCGGAGACUACGGGUAUCAAUGCCCUCAAUGCCGAACGGUGUUCAACAAGAGGAGCUUCACUAAAAACUACUUGGUGCAGAACCUGGUGGCCAAACUGGACGAUCUGGAGUGUCUGGGGUCUUGUCCUACACCCUGUAAGCCCGUUAAAGUAGAUGGAAAGUGUGAACAACAUGGAGAAGAGCUGAAAUUGUACUGCCAGACUGAUAAGCGGCCCAUCUGUGUAGUCUGCAGGGAAUCUAGAGCGCACAGACACCAUGAGGUAGCACCAGUGCCAGAAGUUGUGAAUGACAUGAAGAUGGAGUUGAAACUGAGGCUAAUGGAGCUCAAUUGGCAGAAGUCUCAAUGUCUAAAAGUUAUGACAGCUGAUGAACGCACCAAAAGUGAAGUGAGGGUGAAGAAACAGAGACUCAAGGAGAAAAUUGAGGCAGAUGUCGGUGCCUUGGUCCAAUUCUUGCUAGAUGAGAGAGACUCCCUGCUUGAGAGCCUGGAUGCUGAGGAAGUGGCCACCAUGGCCGUCAUAGACGACAACUUGAAGAUUGUGGAGACAGAGGCGGCGGCUGUGGACAAAGCUAUAGCUAAUAUCCACAGCCACAUCAGUGGGAAAACUAACUUUGAGAGCCUUGCUCAGACAUUCAAUGAAGUCAUCCAUUGCAAGCCAUUCACAUCUCUCGAGACAGUUAAUUGUCAGACUGAAUUUACAGACUUCUCAGGGCCCUUCCAGCUUAUCAUGUGGAAGAAGAUGAUGCACGUGCUGCAUACCAUGCCUCAGAACCUCACCUUAGACCCAGACACCGCUCACCCAAACCUGCUUAUCUCAGACUUUGACACAAAAGUGGAGGAGGGUCGUGUUCGUAACCAGGAGCCAGACCUGCCAGCCCGCUUCACCCGGUUCUGUGGUGUCCUUGCCACAGCCCAGUAUGCCAGCGGCCAGCACUACUGGGAGGUGGAUGUGAAGGACAAAGGUGUGUGGUACCUGGGAGUCACCACCGAGUGCAGCAACAGGAAGGGCUUUGUCAGUCUCACUCCCUCUGCAGGAUACUGGAGCCUGUGUCUGCAGGACCGGCUGUAUGCCAACGGAGAAGACGGGCGCAUCCCUGUCGCUGACUACUGGAACUCUCCUCGGGUCGGUGUGUUCCUGGACUAUGAUAACGGGCGUCUCAGUUUCUAUGACGCUGUCACAAUGAAGAGACUGUACAUGUUUGACACCUGCUUUGAAGAGCCUGUCUAUCCUUUUUUCAGCCCAGGGAAGAAUGAUCCAGGCAGCAGGCUGCAGAUAUGCCACUAUUACUGAGAGAGCUGUGAUGAGUGUUUGAAUUUAGUUAUCUAAGAGUAAACUCAUGUAUGCCAGUGUUUUCAGAUGUGCUGUUAGCAUGGUUUUAUCUCGCAGACCAGGCUGGAGUGACAGGGUGACGCUGACCCUUGGAGCCAUGUACUGUAUGCAUUUGAGCCGUUACUUGUUGGUCUUACUGGUGUUAGAAAAUAAGGAUUAUACUGAAUAAGAGUUACCAGGUGUCUCAUUACACUUUGGUUGUAAUAAAUAGCUUAAUAUUUUGGGGUAGAACAUUUGAAAUUUGGUAUCUUUCAACCUAGACACACACUGUAGGCUUAUACCCCUGACUACUGUGGCUGGGGGUUUGGAGAGGUGCUUUGCUGUCUAUAUCACUGUGUCUGCUAGGAUGCAGAUGCCUCAGAUGCUCUUGUUAAUUAGAGCAUAUACAGCUCUUAACCCAUUAGCAACCGCUAUGCCAUAUUACUGUACAUUAACUUAUAUUGGCUAAGUUUUGGCCAGACAGGGUCAGUGCUGUUGCCUUGUUGGGUAGAACUUGAAGGACACAUGACAAAGUUAUCACAUUGAUAGUUGUUGACAGUUAAGAUUGCCUCAUUAAUUCUAGACUGAAGAACAGUCAGUCAGUGCUGAUAGUUAUCAGAAUUAUUUCACUCAACUUGGCCAGCUUGUACUGGGAUUUCAGUUCUCAGACAAUGGUUACACUUCCAAGAACAAAUGGCUCAGGUUGUUUGUUUUGUGGACGUUAACGUCGGUACAGCUCAUCUUAUCAUUUGCUCUGAGUCACAUUUUUGCAGCUUAUUUAUUGUGAGCAGUGAUACUGAAGGCAUGAAGUCAUGCCACUUUGCUUUUUGUUGGAGGUAUUUUAAAAAUCUGCUUCAUCUUAUACAUCUUAUCUCAUUUUCAGGCAAACUGUUUUCAGCAAAUUAUUAAGCUAUACAGCGAUGUCCUCAAAUAUGUUGUCACUUAGUGGGUGACCCUUUUUUAGGCGUGUUUUACAUUCCAUCAGCAACUGUCAGGAUUCACAGUCACGAGCCUGGUGGACUUGACUAAAAUGAGUUUUAUUACAUGUGUUUUUUGUUUGCUUUUUACAAAUGUACCUGCAGUAUUUCCUUUAAUUAUAUUCUUUUUAAGAAUCCUGCUAUAAAAUAUUGAUUGCUAGCUGUAGAGUUAGUCCUGGUGCUGCAACAAGUUUGUCCUGACAUUUUUAGAUCUGUUAUCCAACUCCAGUGUGUUUUGGGGUUUUUGUUUUGUUUUGUUUUUUGUUGUUUUUUAAAAAAAAAACAAUUAAUGCUGUUUUUAUUUGAUUUUUGUAUGAAUACAUGUAUCUGGACAAUUAUAAAUAUAUCUUCUGUCAUAAUUUAUGAUUUCAACUUUUUUUUUCUCAUUUGAGAUGAUAAUCUGUUUUUAUUAGUUUUUUUUGUUUUUGUUUUUUUGCUCGUACAGUUUCCCACAGUGUGGUUAUGGACCUACAAGUGGGAUGUUUUGACAUUUUACAGGGUCUUUUAUUUUUUUAAUUUUUCCAAAGGAUCUUAUUGAGGAGCAAAGUAGUAAUUUAACAGCAUGAUCAGUGUUAACACUUGAGAAUGGCGGAUGGCCAACCUCAUAUUGCUCCUUGUCAGUUUAUUUUUAGAUGUCUAAGGUGUCCAUGUGUUAGGACUGCAAAACUCUGCUCUUUAACUUUGAGUAUUUGCUGAUAAAUGUUUUGUCUAAUUUUGUAUACUUCAUUUAAUAGCUAUACAUACAUUUCAUUGCUGAAUUUUACUCAUGUGUUCAGCUUAGCAGUUGUGUCUUGAUUAAUGUGACAUAAAAAAAUAAUGGUGGUAGUCCCUGUAUGUGGCCCUUUCAUCUGCUAUAAAUGUGCUUAGUGUUUCUCAGACUUUACAGUGAGAUUAAAAGAGGAAAGAGA
Molecule: messenger RNA, 3401 nt
Organism: Siniperca chuatsi (mandarin fish)
Lineage: Eukaryota; Metazoa; Chordata; Actinopteri; Centrarchiformes; Sinipercidae
Gene: trim47
Product: tripartite motif containing 47
Exons: 8
Coding region: 62-1498 (478 amino acids)
Molecular function (GO): protein binding; zinc ion binding
Source: RefSeq, a predicted model, not a curated record